AUGCAAUCUUCCGAAGACUCUACUCCAACGUCUCCACAGCAGCUUGAAUCAAAGCCUUCUGCCAACGAUAAGAGAGUUGUCAUCAUCGGAAUUAUGGGUGAUGCUCUAAAAUCAUCAACAGAAGGGUUGGGACUUGUGGAGGAGCUGAACAAACAAUGUUUGGUGUGUAUGAAUUAUUUGAUGACGAAUAUUGCAUCGAGUACUGGCUCCAGACUUGGAAACCAACUAAACGAACAAUCAGGGCAGCAACAAACGGAAACACAGAAUCUAGAACUUAAAUAUUUAUUGUACAUUUAUGUAAAUAUUGACAGGUUGUUAGACAGAAAUAAGAGUAAUAUUAACAAUGAUAACGCAUCCGAUUUGGCAAAAUUUUUCUUGUAUUGCACGGAAAAUAUCGAGAAACAUGCAAAAUUUAAUUCUGUUUAUGGAACGAAUAUUAACAAGCUAAUAUAUUAUUUGAAAAUAGUAUCAAUGUAUUUAAAUUAUCAGGAACAUUCUUUCCAUGGACAGCUCUUGAACUUCAACGAAAAGGAUAUCAUUUUUCAUGCUCAAUUAAUUUACAAAGUCUGUGUCAGAUUUUUGACCAAUUACAGUAGCAACUUAAAACUGGUGGCAGUAACACUUGUUGCACUUUCUCAAUGCGCCAAAUUCUUAAAUUCUGUCGAUGAUUUCAAUACAGUAUUUCGAAUAUUUUGCACUUACUUGGACUACAAGACAAAAGAAAUGUUAAGUGCUUCACAACAAGAGCAAGUAUCAUCUAACAGCAAUACCUCUCCCAGAAUUCAGAGAGAUCUCUUUGAUAGCCUGGUGAAGUCAACAACUAAUGUAAUUGUGUGUAGAAAUGCUUCUCAAGACCAGAAACGAAAACUUUUUUUUUCAGUAAUGAAUACUGGAUUGGUGUUAUUUAACAGCCUCAAGCUACGGGGAUUCGAUGUCAACCCUAAUAUUAGGCAUUCGAUAUCAAUUAUCGACCAAAUAUUAAGAUAUUGCUCUUCCAUCUAUUUAUUUGUCUCUCAAACCCUCGAAAAGUCUAAACAGCACAAUUGUGAAGAGAACAAAACUUUAAUAUCAGAAUUUAUAAUAGAAUAUGCCAAGCUCAAGAUAGACGAAAAAGAAGAAACAGAACACUUCACACUGCUAACAGCUCUGGUUUCGUGGAUACUUCACGAAAAACCUAUGCAAGAUAUACUGACGCCACUUCUUGAUAUUGUUUGGAAAAUUUUAGAUACGAUAUUUACUCGUCCUAAAAGAAGCAUAUUUUCUACUAUUUACUGUCUUAUUUCGGUUCAAAUUGCUAUAUAUAUGGAUACUUACGAAAAACGUGACGAUUAUGUUGAAUUUGUUCUCAACAACAUUUUACGGGUUAAUAUUUUCUUAAUGCCCGAACUAAUGGAUGCGUUGAAUAAGAAAUUAGAUUUGAGUGAUCUAAAACUUAUAUUUUCAGAGUACCAAAAAUCAACUCUCUAUUCAUACAUGUACCUGGUAGUCAACAAUCUUGUCACAAUCCCUCAAACGAAUCCAUCCAGAUAUAUUGAUUUUAUGUAUGACUUUUCCAAAGAAUUGAGUGACACAUUUUCUCAAGCAUUUUCAAAAAAUAGACCAUCCAAAGGCCCCUCACUGAUCGAUGAAUUAGUAUCAAUGGAGGAUUUGAAAUUUCACCUCAAGAAUAUAUCAAGCUUGCUUCUAGUGUUCAUACUAAAGAUAUAUUCUAACAACUCUAAACUGAUGAACACUUCACAAAGUUUAGCACAAAUAGAGAAAAAUGAAAAGAUUUCUUCUGAGAAUGUGAUUCAAAUAAUUAAGAUUUUUGCCAACACUGAGUUUAUGAAAGAUUUAGAUUCUGUUUCUCUGUAUAUCCAGUUCAUGAGCAAGAUCAUCCAAUAUCAUCAUCAUACUAUUUCUGACUUUAUUUCCUCGGCCACUAUUUUCAACACCCUCAACACACAACUGACCACAUCUGCAGGAAAUAUGGUACUUUUAUCCAUUAUUUACUUUUACCUUAAUUUUUUCUCCUCUCUCGUAAAGAGUAAGCAAUAUCAUGAAGAUUUGUUCAAGCCACAUGUCAUUCCGUUCAUGUUCAAAUGUUUGCUGAACAGUAAUAAGCAAAUUGUGCAACAAGCACAUCAUGUAUUAAUUACCUUCUUUACAGAAAAUUAUAAUGUCAGAAAUUUAAUUUUACCUCACUAUCUCAGAGUUGCGUGUGAUAAGAAGUACUCGAAUACCAAUUCUCAUCUCCAGUCCUUAUUUUGCAAUUCUUUUCACUUUAUUUUUAACCAUAUCAAAGAUUCUAGAUUAAUUGAACACUCAUUGAAUCAAAUUGAACAAUUGAUUAUUCAUUCCAACCAAGCUUCCCAAAAACAUUUGACCAAGCAAUUGAUUCUUCUUUUAUUCCAAUCUUCACAAACCAUUGAAUAUUCUCACCUUCCAAUGUUAUUUUCUCUUUUAAAAAGAGUUCUCCUCUCAGAUAAGCAAUUACCACUUUCUUCACUACUCAGAGAUUUUUAUCAUAUUGUGAACUCUUGCAUUGACUAUGUCAGAAGAGAUGAUUGUGUACAAUUUUAUUUGGAAUUGAGUAAGGAUAUGAUGUGA
Naegleria lovaniensis is the source of this 2589-nucleotide messenger RNA. RefSeq lists its product as uncharacterized. The coding region runs from base 1 to 2589 and encodes 862 amino acids. NCBI's taxonomy places the organism in Eukaryota, Heterolobosea, Eutetramitea, Acrasida, Naegleriidae. The transcript has a single exon. The record is from RefSeq and is a predicted model, not a curated record.